Messenger RNA from Centropristis striata (black sea bass), 1852 nucleotides. It is a transcript of the gene slc60a1a, whose product is annotated as major facilitator superfamily domain containing 4Aa. Bases 322 to 1821 code for a protein of 499 amino acids. The record is from RefSeq and is a predicted model, not a curated record. The transcript is spliced from 10 exons. Lineage: Eukaryota; Metazoa; Chordata; Actinopteri; Perciformes; Serranidae. Gene Ontology annotation, biological process: transmembrane transport.
UCUACUUGAGUCAACUUGUGAGUAUUUGUACAGUAUUGUACUAAUACUAAAAGCGAUCCGGGUGAGACUUUCAGGAUCUGUCUCCCUGCGCCAGCGAACAGCUGAUCUGUAUCACCACAUAUGGGGCGGGACCUUGAGACAUCAGCCAAUCAACACCACGUCCGCCAAAAGGCUGACUGGCACUAAACUGUUAAGUGUCCUGGUUGAGUGACUCGUGAGGUUGUGUUUACUUUGUUUGUUGGCACUUUGUGUGGUAGUGCCUGUUCCAGCUGCAGUGUGUCUGUAGGAGCAGCUGGUGCAGCUCUCAGCUAAUCCGCCGACAUGAAGCUGCUGGACGAGCGGAUCUGCUCGCUGUUUAAGCGCCACUGGCAGCAAACUCUCACCUACUGGAGUGUGUUCUUUAGCUUCGGCCUGUGCAUCGCUUUCCUGGGACCCACCAUCCUGGACCUGAGGUGUCAGACCCAGUCCACCCUGCAGCAGAUCACCUGGGUCUUCUUCUCGCAGCAGUUCGCCCUGUUGGUGGGCAGCAGUCUGGGAGGACUCUUCAAGAAAACACUUCUGUUGUCCCUGUCAACCCUGUUCUCCAGCACUCUCAUCAUUUCACUCGUGUUUGCCAUCAUACCAACAUGUCACCAUGUGGCUCUGCUGUCUGUCGCCAUGGCAAUUGCUGGCUUAGCCAUGGGGGUCAUUGAUACCAUCGCCAACCUCCAGCUGGUGAAGCUGUACCAGAAGGACUCAGCCGUCUUCCUGCAGGCCCUGCAUUUCUUCAUAGGCCUGGGAGCGCUGGUCAGUCCCCUGGUGGCUGAUCCUUUCCUGGCAGAGGACUCUUGUGUCCUGGGUGCCAACUGUACUGCCAACUCAUCAUCAUCGUCAGAUCUGAAUCACCUCCGCAGCAGCCUGGCCGGACAUGGAGCCCGAGUAAACAACAUCUCCCAAUAUCCUUUGCACACUGAGGGUGUAGUCAUCACCAGGGUGUCAUACGCUUUUUGGAUCAUGGCUCUUAUCAAUCUCCCAGUGCCAGCAGCGGUGCUGACUUUGAUGUACCAUGAGAGACUGCUGCCUUGCUCCAGCACCAGUCCACCUCUGCUCAACAGAGAGUCUGUGUCCAGCGUGAGCUCUGCUGGGGACAGUGGACAGGGUCAUGGCAGUUUGUUUCACUGCUGUAACCUUGCCAAACUCCGGGGUCGCCCUGCUACUUUCUUCAUCCUGCACGCUCUGGGUGGGGCCAUCCUCUUCAUCACUGAUGGGAUUAUAGGCUCCUAUGCUGGCUUCGUCUACACCUACGCCGUGUCCCCUCCUCUGCUUAUGGGUCAUAAGACUGCUGGUUGUCUGGACAGCAUAUUCUGGGCCUCCAUCACAGUAGGAAGACUGGCUUUCAUCUACCUGUCCUACAGAUACACAUCACCUAGGCUGCUCACCAUCAGUCUGGUGGGGGUCAUACUGGUGCAGUGUCUGUUGUUGAUCUUCUACAGCAGCUGCGUCUUUCUCUUCAUCGGUACGUGCGUGUUGGGACUGUUUAUCAGCAGUGUGUUCCCAUCCAUGCUGGCCUUCACAGAGGACAUAUUAGACUACAAAGGUUGUGCCACAACAGUCCUGGUGACCAGUGCCAGCACAGGAGAAAUGGUGCUGCAGCUUCUCGUUGGAUCAGUGAUGCACAGUCAGGGCAGCUACAGUUUCCUGCUGUGCUGUACAAUAGCAUCGUUCAUCGGCUUCUGUCUGUUCCUGCUGCUCCUCUAUGUCCGCCACAGACACACACACAGCUGCACAGAUUCGUGUGAAAACACAGACAUGAAGGAGAGGCCACAGACAGGAGGCUCGUGAUCAGAGGGUCCCUGAGAACCGAGGGGGACAC